Puntigrus tetrazona (Sumatra barb) is the source of this 4558-nucleotide messenger RNA. It is a transcript of the gene chst15b, whose product is annotated as carbohydrate sulfotransferase 15. Lineage: Eukaryota; Metazoa; Chordata; Actinopteri; Cypriniformes; Cyprinidae. Gene Ontology annotation, molecular function: N-acetylgalactosamine 4-sulfate 6-O-sulfotransferase activity. Gene Ontology annotation, biological process: hexose biosynthetic process. The coding region runs from base 1832 to 3289 and encodes 485 amino acids. The transcript is spliced from 9 exons. The record is from RefSeq and is a predicted model, not a curated record.
GCUUGUGUUAAUCUCCCGUGCAGAGCCGGUCUGUUGGUCAGAGACGUCUGUUCUGUCUCUGUUGAGUCCAGCGGCAGCGGCCUGGAAACCAGAGUUUCUCCAUCAUUAGAUCUAAAGAGAGCUCCACACACUCCGUUUGCGCUGUUCUGUCUUGAUCAGAUGACUCCUGUGACUUCACACGAACUGUCCUCAGAUCUCAUAUUUUGAGGAAGGUGGUGUGUGUUUGUUCUCGAUCUCUGAAUGCAGAAGAACAGGUAGAUCAGGAUCCCUCGGCUGAGCCUUUAGAGAAUCACACGCUUCAUCACAGAAGCUCGUGUAGAUGUUUUCUGUCAGAUGUGUGUGAUACUAGAGUUAGAACGGACGUAUCAUCCGUGUGUUUGAUAGAGCUUCAUCUUCAUCAUCAUCUUCACCGCAGCUGUGAGAGGUAUUUAACCCUCAUCAAUAAUUAAUGAGCGGCUCAUGAAUAAUGCAGACUGUACUAUACUGUAAUAACGGAGUGUGGAGGAAGGUGCCCACAUGAAACAAAUACUACAGGAAUUUAAAGGAAAUACUAUGGUGUUUGAACUAAAAUAAAGCACUUGAAUUAAUUCUGUGAUAAAAUAUCAAAUAUAACUAAACAAACAAAUCUGAUUCAUACCCAAUACUGUACUAAGUAUACACAACUAUAGGGCAUAUUAUACUACACUAUAUUAUACUACUAUACACUAUAAAAUAUAAAGUAAACUACAUUAUUACUAUAGUAUAUCACUGUAGUUAAACUGGUCAUGUGUUUUCCUUUCUCUUUAGAGUGUGAUAAGCUCUUUAUAUAAAGAGUUUCAAACCAAAGACAUAUUCUUUAUAAAAGUCAUGACGGAGUGUGUGUACUGUAUAUAGAGUCUCUCUCAUCUGAGAGUCCUCAUGUGUCUGGUAUCCGCAUCACUUCCUGUUUCUGAUACAGUCUCUGGUCGUUUCCUGCUGGAUUUCCGUGUAAUGUUCUUCUCUUCUAGCCUUAUAUUCUUUAUAAAAGUCAUGACUUGUCCACACCUCCCAAAACGACUCGUUUAAACACGCCCCCACUUCUCUACAUCACAGAGUGCUUUAUUUGCAUAACUCCGCCCGAAUGUUUACUCAAAGAGUAAGGCGGAGAAGGCGGAGCUAUUAUUCUGUGUGUAGUGUUGCUGCGGGCGCCAUGUUCUGGAGAUGCAGUGAAAGUAAACUAAUUUGUGUUUCUAAAAGAAAACACGACUAUAAAUCAGUAAGUUGUGUCUAUAACACUGUUCAGAACAGAUGAACACAGAUGUUAGAGUGUGUUCAGACUGACUCCUGAAUCUAAGCUGACUCUGAACAGAGACUAUAAAGAGACUGAUUCUGACUCUACAAGAACAGUCUGGAGCUUCUGACUCACAACUUUUAAACAGCCUGUUUCUUACUAUUCAAACGUGAUGCAAUGUGACUCGUAAAAAGAGAGUAUAAAUCAUGAUAAUCAGUAAUUAUGUCUCGUUUGUAAUGUGUUUAUUGGUUUGGUGUCGUAGUGCUGGGACACGAGAGGUAUUCAGCCAAUCACAACACACUGGAGAGCUGGCCAAUCAGAGCACACCUCGCUUUUUUGAUGAGCUUUGUACAAAUCGGUCCCGGUUCAGGAGGCGGGGCUUAGAGGAGAGACAGUAAUGUACACGGUAUGAAGCGGCUCUCUCUUUCUUCCAGCGCGUGUCUGUGAGGUGAUGAUGAGAUAUCUCUCUGUCAUGUUUUGCUGUUCUUCUGUUUUCUCCUGGAGAGUAUUUCUCUGGUCUCUGUGUUUCAGCUGUGAGCGUGGUGAAGACCUGACGGUGGAAGGAGUUACUCUGUUUCUGUCAUGAUCUGUGAGUUCAUGUCCAGCGCCGUCGACCUGAAGCACAGAUCUUCACGUGUCCGGUGCUCUAAAGUCUGCGGCUGCAUCCUCCUCCUCGUCUUCAUCACGGCCUCUUACCUGCUGUCCGGCGAGAGGAAGACUCUGCGCUUCAGCCUGGUUCCGCUCGAGGAGGACCUGAGUGAAGACGCCCUCAGAGACGUGGUCCGCAGCAUCGCAGCUGAAGCGAGGUUCAGAGCCAGACGACUUCCUGACGUCAGAGAGCUGAUGCGCCUCGAGAAACACAUGUUCUCUGUGGUUCCGCGGCGCUUCCUGCCGGAGGUUAAGAACCCCUGCUGGUUGGAGGAGCUGCGUGGAAACGUCAGCACGGAUCCGUACGGGUCAAACCUGUUCGGACGCUCCUUCAGACAGAUACAGCUCAUCUUUGAGCGGCUGAGCGGCUCGUUCGAACAGCGUUUAACACGGCAUGAUGGGAAACCUCAUCGACUGCGCUGUCUUCCCUACUUCUACAUCAUUGGCCAGCCCAAGUGUGGCACGACGGACCUGUACGAGCGGCUGAGACUGCACCCGGACGUCCGGCUCACGCCGCCCAAAGAACCGCACUGGUGGACCCGGAAGAGGCUCGGAAUCAUUCGCUCCGGGGAACGUCCACACACUCUUUUCCCGCUGGAUCAUUACCUGGACCUGUUUGAUCCAGUGGCCCUUCAGAUACUGCAAGGCCUUCUGGGAAACUCCAGCAGCAGCAUCAUCACGGGCGAGGCCAGCGCUUCUACCAUGUGGGACAACAACGGCUGGCUGUAUUUCCAUGGCAACGGCUCAGGGGCGGAGCCUCCGUCACUCAUCCCGGACUUGAUUGGUGCUCUGCAGCCGGAGGCGCGGUUCAUAGCCAUCCUCAGAGACCCUGUGGAGAGGCUGUAUUCAGAUUACUUGUACUUCGGCACGUCUAAUAAAUCUGCGCUGGAUUUCCAUCAGAAGGUGUGUGAGUCUCUGCGGAUGUUCGAGGGCUGUCUGCGGGACGCCGGGCUCAGAGCGUGUGUGUACAACGGCACACUCAACAACGCCAUGAGCGUGCGUCUUCAGGUGGGUCUGUACGUGGUGUUUCUUCUGGACUGGCUGUCGGUGUUUUCUCGUGAUCAGCUCUUAGUCCUGCGUCUGGAGGAUCACGCUUCUCACCCAGCUCUCAGCAUGAGCAGGAUCUUCAGCUUCCUGCGUUUAGGAGCGCUGUCUGAUCACACACACACACAGAUCAGCGAGCGUCCGGCGUCUAACAGCAGACGUGCGUCCGACAGAGAUCUGGGGCCGAUGCGGGCGGUCACUCGAGAGCUGCUCACCAUGUUUUACUCUCCGUUCAAUCAGAAGCUGGCCGAGGUUCUGCAGGACGAGUCCUUCACGUGGAACACACACUCUCACACACACACACACUCACACACACCAGACCUGAGACAGCCUGCGGACCGCUCCUGAUUCGAUGCAUCUCGAUGGAAGUGUUAUUAAAACACAGGCGGCUUGUUGUUUAUUCACUGACCCCUGCUGGCCAGAGUUUACAGAUCUGACGUCUUCAGAUUCACGUGAUGCACCACUCAGCUACUGAGAAGGACCUCGGAUCAUAAAACUGGAUUCAGUUCAGUUAGAUUAACUAGACAGGGUUUAAAGAUCAGCUGAUUCUGCAGACCAGAUCUUUCAGAGCGUUUAUGAUGUUCCUGGAUCUCAAAGACUCCACAAACUCUGACUUUUUGUCUUUUUAAACGUAUAGUUCACCCAAAAACUAUUAAAGAAGAUAUUGUGGAAGAAUUGGAAACCAAACCCAGUUGAGAUUCACUGUACGAGAGAAAGCUCAGAAUAAAGAGUUGAUGACUAAAUGAUGUCUUUUAGAAAAAUCUUUAACCAGCUGCCUGAAGAAAUCACUUCAUAUCAGAUUUACAGAAUUACCAUCUGCUUCAGUGAUUAUUUAUAUUUCUUUCCUGUCCAGAACGCUGAUUCUCACCAAACAAAACAAAACAAAAGAAGAAUGCUUGAAACAUAGCGCUUGCGGAUCAUUGCUGUUUUCUUGAUUCUGAUUGCUUCCUCGUUUUAAGGUGCUUUGGAAAAGUGUGGACUAAAUGUAAAUAUAACCAGCUCCAAAAAUCACUUGAUAUAACUACAAGAUCUACACCGAGUUCAGUGUCACGUGGGACUGUUUUCUGUGAUGGCCUCCUGUUCUCUGGGUGUCUGUGAGUUUGAUGGGAAUCUCUGGAUCCUGGAUCAGUCUCCCGCCGGGAAGAUCUCCCAGAGCAGCUCCUGUGCUUUUAAGAAGGAUCAUAAAGAGCUCCUGGAGGUUUCUGCUGUUUGAUGGCUGUAGCAGCUCAGGAAGCUCCCGAUCACAAACACAGAGGCUUCUGGGUAAUGUACUUGAGUUUUAUUGUUUUGGCUCGGCGUCGACUCGUUGAAUGAGCGGAGCUUUGACUUUUCAAGACUCUUCUGAUUUGAUUCACAGUGUCUGUUCAGAACCACACUUUUAGGAUAAACUUUCUGGUUUUGGGAACUAAAUAACUUUUUUUAGGUUUUUUUACAACCAUAAAAUUCACAGAUUGUUCCGGGAAGCAGAAAUGUUGAGAAUAUUCCUGUAUUGAUGUAUUUCCAGUGAAUGUUUGUGAGAGUUUCCAAGGACUCAGACUGUGAUGUUGUUCUGCUGUCAGGGAAACGUGUGUGUGUGUGUGUGUGUAAGAGUGUGUGUGUGUGUGUAAGAGUGUGUGU